This is a messenger RNA of Protopolystoma xenopodis, 618 nucleotides long. The record is from the annotation of a GenBank genome assembly. NCBI's taxonomy places the organism in Eukaryota, Metazoa, Platyhelminthes, Monogenea, Polystomatidea, Polystomatidae.
AUGGAAUUGAUUCUUCUGUCCGAGUCGACGGCGCCUAAAGCGAUGGUGGACGAUGAAGACGUCUUCUUUAUCGUCUCUUCGAAGGCCCUCUUCGUCUACGUCGGUGGAAAGUGUUCGAAAGACGAAAAGCGAAACGCUCUGUCGAGAGCACAUGUAAGCAUGCCCUCCCUCUUGUCUUCUUGCCCAUCUCUCCUCCUGCUCCCCCUCCUCCUCGUCAGUAACUGGGCGCCAGGAGCCGUGAAACACUCUCGCCACGGUCGCACGUCAUGUCCGGCCAUCGGGACACGGACAGCCGAAUUCGACGACCCACUCGCCGACGGUCGCGCUGUCCACGAGCCAUGGAAGCAUCAAAGCCCCUUUCAGAUGGCACCUGCUCCACGCCAGACAGAACGUGUUUCCGCUUGGGCACGAGUGUGCGACAAGCCCAAUCUUCUGCUCACAACAUCAACUUCGAGUGUACAGUUUGGCAGUGAUGUCCUGCCCUCCCUUCUUCGCCUCGUGCGACAGUCCUGCGUUGAGCUGGAACUACACACUUUUGGCCUCAUGUGGGCCUGCCUUGCCUCAGGCAAGUAUGGCCGCGCCAAGUGGGCAAACAAGUCUGGGAUGAAGCAAACAUGA